GGUGCAGUCCUGCUGCUUCGUCUGACUCGUCGCGGAGCGUCGGGUGCCAAGGCUUUACUCAUUGGACGCAGCGCACUCUGAGCGCAUGUCGGUUUUCUUCUUCUGUUGUUCUCUUCCGUCGGGUUGAAGCAGCGGUCUGCCAAAGUUUUCUUUACCAUUGGAGAAUAUUUCUUGGAGAUCAAAAUGACCUGAGAGAUGUAGUGCAAUCAGCAGCUCUUGUUAAAGGUGGCAAGGGGCGGCUGAGCCCCAGAUGCGUGCGCAGCACUGUCGGAGCAGGUGGAUGGAGAGGCUGGUAGGAUGCAGCUUUCCAGCAGGUCAGAGCCCCUUUGGAACAGGUGGAUUCCGUAUUCUCCGCGGAGGGACCGCUUGUCACUGUGGACGUGAUGUGAGGGGGAAGUUUUCUGUCUCAGAAGCUAUCUUGCUCUUUUGCUGUCACUGUCCUACUGGGAUGUGAUAACUGCAAGUCAUCAUACAUGAAAAUCCCCUGUCAUCCCAAUCCCCAAGGUCCCAGACCCUUAAAUCACAAAUUCUCCAAUUCCCAGUACCCCAGGCUCUUCUAUCUAAGAACGAACUCCCUGACGUCCCUUUAACCUUAUCUCUACAGCCUUGGGUAGUAAAAUAAAUGCUUUUAAGCAUGUGAUUCAGAGCCAUUAAAAAUUACCAUCACUAUACUCCUUGACUCCUCCUGUGAUUACACCUUCAUCCCUCACAUUUUUACUAGCAUUAGACACUUAGAACCCUUUGAUAGUUGAAAAUCGUCUCAGCUAUCAUGGCCUUGGAUCCGUGGCCCUUCCUCUCUGUUUCCCCCAACAUCUCCAUUCCCGAGCCCCUCCUGUAUGACAGCUAUAUCCAAGGGAAUGAGUCAGAAGUCCAGAACAUCACCGAGACCAGGGAGUCUCACCAAGACAAGACCAGCUCAGUGGUCAUCACCUUUAUCUAUUUCAUGGUGUGCGCCGUGGGAUUGUGUGGCAACACCCUGGUCAUCUAUGUGAUCCUGCGAUACGCCAAAAUGAAGACAGUGACCAACAUAUACAUCCUGAACCUGGCAGUGGCAGAUGUUCUGUGCAUGAUGAGCCUGCCAUUCAUCGCCCUGCAGCUGGCACUGGUCCACUGGCCCUUUGGAGAGGCUCUGUGCAGGGUGAUCAUGACUGUAGACUCUCUUAAUCAGUUCACCAGCAUCUUCUGCCUGAUGGUCAUGAGCAUCGAUCGAUACCUGGCUGUGGUCCACCCUAUUAAGUCCACAAAAUGGCGGAAGCCGAGGGUAGCCAAACUAAUCAACCUCACAGUAUGGGGUGUGUCGCUGUUAGUCAUCCUACCAACAAUGAUCUUCAGUAGGCUGAACAAGGUGCCAGUAUGUGGCAUCGUGUGGCCAGAGCCCAAGGAUGUCUAUUCCACAGCCUUCAUAUUCUACACCUUCUUCAUUGGAUUCUUCCUCCCGCUGGCAGUAAUAUGUCUGUGCUACCUGCUCAUUAUAGUCAAGGUGAAAUCUUCUGGCAUGCGUGUGGGUUCCACAAAGCGCAAGCGUUCAGAGCGUAAGGUGACGCGGAUGGUGUCCAUCGUGGUGGCCGUGUUUGUUCUCUGCUGGCUGCCUUUCUACAUCUUCAACGUCACCUCCGUCACCAGCUCCAUCAAACCAACCUCCGCCGUGAAGAGCGCAUUUGACUUCGUGGUAGUGCUCGGUUACGCCAACAGCUGCGCCAACCCCAUCCUGUAUGCCUUCCUGUCGGACAACUUUAAGAAGAGCUUUCAGAAUGUUCUCUGCCUGAAAAAGGUGGCGGGCCUGGACGAGAUCGAGCGCAGCGACAGCAGGGUGGACAGGAGCAGGAUGGUGAAUGAAGCCAUGAUCAUCAACGCCAACCUAGAGACUCACAAUGCCGCUCUGCUCAAUGGCGAGCUGCAGACCAGCAUCUGAGGAGGAAGGCUUGAGAGCAGUCUGUAGGGCUGCCAGUGCACUGCUCGUGACCCCGGCUCAAAGAUGUGGGGGCUGAAGUGUGAUGUAAUAGCUGCUCAUGGACACAUGAGCAAAGUCUAAAUGAAAAAUAAACAAUUUCUUAAGGGGGUCAGGGAAAGUACACUGACUCCAGCUCGAAACUCCUGAUAACUGGGUUAAUGAGCCAACUUAAGCUGUUAACCCUGAGGCGGAGCACACAUGUAUUUUGAAUGAAGUUAUUUUCAAUCACAUACUAACAAGUGGUCUUGAAAUUAAAUGUUAUUAAAAGUGCUGUUUGUGCUGGCCAGCUUAUGGCUCCUAUCGAGUCAUCUUAAGUGAUCCUGACUAAAUCACAAUUGAAACAAGAUGCAGGAUCUGAGAAAGGGCCACUGUGGAUCCAGUAAAGAACUUCACCAGUGGUAGAUGGAGGUCUGAGGGGAUUGAGCACCAUCCAUUUUCUCCUUGAUGGAUUUUUUUUUCCUGAAAGAUAAAAGGGUUCAGCAUUGAUUUCUUUGAAUACGGAAAUACUACUGAAGAAGUAAAUCCAACAUUUCUCUGGAAAAAGGCACAGCACAGUGUUUCUCUCGAGACAUUCAGAGAUAAAAAUCUGAAACUACAACCCAAAGAUGAAUAAUUUCACAGUCAUAUUUUAUUCAUGCCAGAUGAUUAGUCUGGUCUUGCAUGAUCAGGCCAACAAAAAGGCAAAGCCCCUCUAUUUACUGAGAAUGUGAGGAUGCUCUCUUCCCUCUCUGGUUGGCCUUUUCACUGGAGAAGCUGCAUUGAUCUGUAAACUCUUGAAUUUAACAUUUCAGAUUAUUGUUUCGACUGAAGGGUGGUAAAUCAUCUCUGCAGAAGCUCUAACCUUGCUCUUUCAUAACAGUGACUUUGUAUAUAGGAAGCAUUUUCUGUCAGAGUCUUGGGGAGACAUGGAUGACUCAAAUCAAAAUGAAUUUAAAGGCAAACUCUGCUGUAACAGUCUGUAUUGUUGAGAUAUACUUUGGGUUUGUGAAAACCAUCAUCCAUACUUUAUAACAUGUCCUGAUCUAUACAGUAGUCGCCCUUGGUACUGUUGUAAAGAGCCCACAUCUACUUGUGAAUUUCUGUCAAAAUGAGACCCUCACAUUCCCAUAUGGCUCGGUCAGCGCUGUGCUCGCCAAGAUCCCUAACAAUCAGAAGAACACGUGUCAUGCAGUCAAACUCGGAGGGAGACGCAGAGUGGGAUAUCAAAAGAACUCAGUCUUGCAUUGUAUCCACUGAGAACACAAGAAACACGAAGAGAGCUACUAGGUGUUUGUGUGUGGGUGAGUGAGAAGAAGAGAGACAACUUGAAACGUCUAUAUAAUCAUUUCAGAAUCCUUUUCAGUUCCAGCCACAGAAGAUCAUUUUGGAAGUUUGUUGCUCUCUGCAGUGACGGCUUGGAAUAGCCUUAAAAACGCAUAUAGCGAUAGAUCAAACACAGUAUAUGUGCCGUAUUUUCCUUUCCGUAUUUUGGUUAAAGAUGUGUUUCAGCGAUUUUCUUUUGACUUCCAUUAAGUUACACUGGUAUGUUUUCAAAAGAAUUGUCAGACUGAAAGCUGCAGGAGCAAAGAUACACACAAUCUCCAAAAACAAUCCAUUUCCCAACAUGCAACUGGAUAGCAUCUUUAAUCAAACCCUUCCUGUUUGGUUAAUGUCCAUGUCUUUCUAAAUCUGCAACAUUUGUAACAUAAACUAUACAUAUACUGUGUAUUACAGUGUUGGCAACAUCCACUCACCUUGUCACAGUAAAGUCAGAAACAAGCCAUAGGCGGUGUUCACAGUCAACUACACUACAUGUUGUCUUGUUGCCAUGACUAUCAUGUCUUCUAAUGGUUCAAAAUUAAGGUUGCAAAAAUAACACCAAAAACUUUGAUUUAGUGCAUGUUGGGCAGUAGAUGAAUCAUAACAACAACAGAAAGGCAGCUCUUGUUAGGCAUGCUCUUGCUGUGGCUCCUAGCAAUGCAGCUGAAGACAUGACAAUGCUGUUGUCUCAGUUCACUAUAGACAUUCCAUGGACCCUUGGAAUUAAUCGCAACAACCUUGAGGAUCCUUUAACAUUCCAUCUAUCAACUAGGGCUGGCCCGAAUAGAGGUUUCUAGCCUCCGAAUAUUCGGGCUCUGUUAAAGACGAAUAUCCGAAUAUUCGUUCCGCCCCCUAACGUCUGCCGGGGGGGGGGGGGGGGGGGGGGGGGGUUGGCGGGCGGCGGCGGCAGCUUGUGGCAGAGACGGCCCUAAUAUUCGGAUCCGCUCGUCUGGUCUCCCGGGUCCCAUUUUCGGAUACCAAAAUUAAUAUCCGGAUACCGCCGUAGCGAACGAAUAUUCAGAUAUUUGGGAUAUUCGGGUCCAGCCCUACUAUCAACACUAUAAGGUUACAUUUUUACAUUUUCCAAUGCCUUAGUUCAUGACCCGAUACCUGCCAACCUACAUGACAGGCCCAUCUUCUUCAGCUACAUGCAUUCCAGAAGUGUUUAUCUCCUUUUGGGAUUUGGUUUUUAAAUGAUUUUUAAAAUUAUAUUUUAGUUGUUUCUGGACAUGCAAAUGCAAGAUUUUCCCAAAUCUUGUGACUGUUCAUGUUAUGGACAGAUCCACAUUUAAUGACCGCACUUACAAUGGCUUGAGCACUCCCGUUGUGAUUGGGGUUUUUGAAGUAUCCUGCUUUUGAAUGCCACAUUUAAACAUCAUGACUUGAUUUUAUAAAUUGUAUCUUGAGAAAUCCAUUUAAAAGAAACCAAGAUACUGUUAGAUGUGUACAUCUUAUCCAAUUUUCUGACAGGCAAGUGAUGAGCGCAACAUAAGCAAAAUUCCCCAAAAUUGGCCAGUUUUCUUCAACACUACACCUCCUCUCAUUAGUAACACAAGUUGUACUGUUGGUAUCAUGUAAACUUCAACUGUUGUCUCACAGCUGGUUAAAGGAUGAACUACUCGUGGAAAUUUUCAUUCCACUUUGGGUCACUGAACUUUAUCAAGGCAGUCCGAUACACUCUAAAUAGUAAUUCAAGGAACCUAUUCCCACCACUUGAUUAAAUGCAAACCAUGCAAACAGUUGUUGUUUUAAUGGGAUGGGCUGAUGUAGCAAUGUUGAUAAUUGCAUCAACAUAAUAUUGCAUGUGAUUUGAUCUCAAAUUCCUGCAUUUGUUGAUUAAAAAUUAAAUUCAAGUUGAGGCAGGUGAGGUAACUUAAAAUUGUCUCGAUAACUUUAUUUUUCCUGAUUUCAGGAUUCAGGAUACAAGUCCCCUCCCCUUUCUCAGCAUGCCUGGACAAUGUCAGACAGUUAAAACAAAAGGAUAAUUCCUCUAACUCAUUGUAAUUUGUUGAAGGAAUGAAAUUUAAUCAUGCAUCAUAAUGCAAACUGUUAAUUUUUAUGUUGAGCCCAAGCAUUAUUUUUUCAAGUGUACCGGAGAUCUUCAUGCAUCAUUCCCUUGUCCUGCACAGUGGUGAUAUCCUCACACAGCUCAAACUGGAGAACAUGUUUGAUAUUUCCUGUAGCUCCUGUUCCCUGUUGGUGGUGAUAUCAUUGAUUAGUCAAAUUGAGAGCACUGUGCUGGCUCUUUGUAGUGCUAAGCCUGCUUUAAGGUAAACUGGCCUUAUUUUUACAGUCAAAUUAGCAUAAGGUGUUGGUAACAGUUACAGGAAUAUCAGAUUAAAUUGUCAGUUUGUGUUGUGAACAGCACACAGUACUCAGCAACUGGCAUAUUAAUAUAAAUCAAAAGAUUUUUCUUUGCUCCAUGUAAAAGAGAUGUCUCAUAUAUGAUCAAAACCAGAUGCUGGUGUUCAUUUAAUCAAUGAUCUAUGAGCCUCAGCCAUUGACGUCAUGGAGAAGAGGAAAUGAAUUCACAGCGCUUCAUCAAUACAGUGAAGAACAAUACAUGAGGCGAUUGUUGCUGCAUUCACUGGUCACCCUUUUCUUCGCCCCUGCUGAGCUCAAGUACAGCUAAAGAGCCACCAGCUUGGCUUUCGAUCAGUUGUGGCUGCUUUGAACUGGUGUAUCUACUCAUUUAUUGGCACAGCUCCAAGCUUUUAUCUAAACCUAAACCAUUUAACAACAUCUUCAGUUAUUACAUAGCAACAACACCAGUAAAUGAAGUACUCACACAAGUAAGCUUCCUGUAGAGGUGCAAGAGCCAAGACCAUGUCACAAACACUUGAAUUCGGAAUCCUUAUCACUCCAUUAAUGCUGACUGAAUGAUUUCACAUCCACUGCAGAUAUGUACUUCUGUCGUAGUUAUUAGGCUUUUUGUGCACAGCUACUUCCGCAACGGACCUCCAUGAUGGAGCCACACCAGGUUGCCGGGAGAUUUGUCAAACAACUGUAGAGCCUCGGUGGCAGCAAUGAGGUUGCUGACCAUAUGCUGUGGUGUCAGACUGACUUCGUCCCAGUAUAUCAGUCAUGUGAGAGGCCAUCAGUCAGCUCAAUCAAAAGAGAUGAGGAGGCAGACAGGGCUCACCCAGAGAGGUUACUGCUGACAGUAAUUGCAUGAGGCCACACAUAAUCACACAGAUAGGCAUGUCCCAGUUGGUAGUGGGCAACACAUCCCAUAAUUUGUCAUGACAUUCACACAGUGCUGCUGGUGUUAUUUCUGGCAGGGUCAGUCACACCUUCACUCACAGGUCAAAAUGGGAAGAUAUCCUUUGAGCCUUGUUUGCAGGUAUUUGUAGGCAUGCAUCUAGACACAGUUCCAUGUGAUUAGGCCUUGUUGCUCACAAUGUGUCACUCUAAUGUAAGCUCCUUGUACCAAAGUAUAACAAAAACUGAUGAGCAGUUCUGGUUCAGGGGAGUCAUAGUGCCUCUGCCAUUAUGUAAUAAGACCAAGGCCUUCAUAGAGACUGAUACCCCCAACCAGAAAUAUGUUACUUGGCAAUUACAGAAUCAUAAUGGAACAUGUAAUAUCUUUCUAAAUACUGUUAUUUUUAUUUUUCAGAAUUUGUAAAUUAUGUGUGAGUCCCAGUGAGAAACUCAUUUGUCAUUCUCAUUCUCUCAGUGGAACAACUAUUCUCUCAGCAUUCAGAGUUAAAUUACUUUUUCUCUCCAUGUGUCUUUAGAUCUGUUUCACUCUCUCCGUCUUUCAUUCGUGAGCACAGCAAGUGAGGAGUGAUAUGAGGUGACACACAUUUUACAACCACCCAAACCAAGAUGAGCUGAAAUGUACUUGACCAUACUAAAGAAAGCAUACUAUGCUUGUCAUUGCCACUGGCUAUUUGGACAUACUUAAUGGACUUAAUGGACCAUUUUGAUGUUUAAUAGAUGUCGCUAAAGAUGGUUUGUGCCAAAGCCAGUGCAAAUGUAGCGUAGGAGAGCUGGGGCAAUGAGACAGUGUCUGGAGUAGCUGCUUUCUUUGUCUUUUUGUAAAAAAUUAAGAUCAAUUGAGAUUAGGUCAAGAUUCAGAAAAAGUUAGGAUUAUCUGAGUUGGCAUGUAUCUUAGCUAGUUGGGUACAGUUCAGAGGCAAAUGUGAAGAGGACAUUUGUCCAGAUUUCUGGCUGGUUCCUGCUACUGUAUAGUGUACAGAUGAGAGGUGGAGGCAGGGGGAUUGGAAAUCCCUGUCUUCUUGCGCUCUGUUUCUUUUUAUUCGAACCGUAAGUUGAUUUGCGAAGGGCUAUUACGUGCACUCCUAAGGAUGCACUGUUCAGUAUAAACGCUAUGUAUUUGUGGCAUCCUCUGUUUGUUUUUGCAUGGGGAGCUUUGCAUAUCCCACCUCUUGUUACCAGUGUUGCUGGGUGCCACCAAGUGGCCACAACCAUAGCUUGAAAUUGAAGUUAAUGUGGGAAGUACCUUAAAGUGCAAUACCACUGAGGGUCAGUACGUGCUGGUACCAACUGGUUUCUGGCUCCAAAAGACUCAAUUUCAAAAAGCCUCAGAAAAAAUGAACAUAAUACCUUUUUUGCACACUUUCAUUAUGAUGUCAUUAGGUAAAAUAACUUUGUCUGAUGACUAUGCUCUUGUUCAUUUUGAAAAUAAUUCCAGCAUUAAGUAGAUGUUAGGUCUCAAAGAGAGGUAUAUUUAGGGACAGGACUGUCUUGAAUGAGAUUCCUGGUGUGGAGCAAACUCCAGUCAGGUUUCAAGUGUCACUUCCUCUGUUCUGUUUCACUCAUUAUACGGUCUGGAUCUAAUCAGAUGACAUCGACUGUAAAGCCAUUCUUUAGGCUUCAAUUCAGCUCCAAUUACUGACGGUGUAUAAAGGUGGACAAAUCCUUGGUGGCAUCACUCUAUAGGUUUUCUGCGGAGCAAUAUAUAGGCUCAGUGUGGUCACACUGACUGUCUUGCCCUUAAUUAUGCAUCAUUUUAAUUAUUAAUGCAAUUUAAAUGGGUGAGUUAUAUAAAAACUCCUGUCUAGUUACCGUGAAUGUGUAAAUUAGCUAUAGAGACCAUAACUGUUUUGUUGUGGCAGGCUGUAAACUUGUUUAUUUCUACUGUAUAGUUGGACAUUUUACCAUGUGGGACUGAAGGAAUGGACUCGCUUUUGAAUCCAUUCAAAAGCGGCCAUUGGAGGAAGAGCAUACUUCCAUGCUGGCUUCAUUUUUCAGCCUCGGAGGCUGCUGCUCAACUCCAAUGAAAAUCAAUAGGUGACGUCCUGGCCAUCUUUAUAUACAGUCUAUUGGUGCCACCUUUUUGCUGGAUAAACUCUCAGAAACAAAAAGAUUCAGAGUUGUACAGCAACAACAGGUUCAAUGUUAUCAUCAGCAUCAUCUGUAUGAAAUUCACUGUAUAAUCCUGACUACACAAACUGUAGGUGAGCUGGUCAUAACUGCUUGUGUCUAGCAGUGUGCAGCUGUGGAUAUGUACUUUUUUGUGCUGUUACUUUUAUCUAUGUGCCUUGAGACUUGAUAUAAAAUCAUCUGAUGACAUCAGUGUACAGCAAAACAACAUUGUAACCUGUUUCUCCCAAAAGCCAACCAACCAAAGGCCUUUGUACUCUACACACAUGUUGGCGGCCAGAACAUAACAGAGACCUGCCGUAUAUCACUUUUACUACUAUUUCCCCAGCUUACAUAGCUUAUGUUUGUGUGAUAUAAUGUCUAAAGCAGAUGUUUAUUUGUGACUCUUUAUUGUUGCAUACUGUAGAUUAUAAUGUGAUCAAUGAUUGUAAUGGACAGGCUAAUGUCCUCGUCUCUGCAAUUAAAAUGCAGACCAUGUUCAAA
Molecule: messenger RNA, 9082 nt
Organism: Acanthochromis polyacanthus (spiny chromis)
Lineage: Eukaryota; Metazoa; Chordata; Actinopteri; Pomacentridae
Product: somatostatin receptor type 2-like
Exons: 4
Coding region: 770-1912 (380 amino acids)
Biological process (GO): cellular response to glucocorticoid stimulus; cellular response to estradiol stimulus; neuropeptide signaling pathway
Cellular component (GO): neuron projection; membrane
Molecular function (GO): neuropeptide binding; somatostatin receptor activity
Source: RefSeq, a predicted model, not a curated record